Molecule: messenger RNA, 1662 nt
Organism: Cadophora gregata
Lineage: Eukaryota; Fungi; Ascomycota; Leotiomycetes; Helotiales; Ploettnerulaceae
Exons: 2
Coding region: 1-1662 (553 amino acids)
Source: RefSeq, a predicted model, not a curated record
AUGGAUAACACGGAUGCUAUGGAAAGCAUCAAGACAGCAAUGUCUGAGCUGGAGAUCGUCAACCUUCUUUCAAAGUACGAAGGUCCCAAACUUACCUUCGGUCUCGAAAUGGAGCUCGACUUUGCGAUCGACAGAAAAUCGUACUUCGACUGGUUGGACACCAACCCAUCAAUCAAUCCAAUGCCCGCUAUAGUAGAUAGCUACUACAAUCAGGAAACCAGGAAAACCGAUCACUGGGUCGCCGCAAGGAACCUGUACAACACUCGCGUGGCGACGGGUUUACAACAGCCCUCACCAACAUUCAGCGAGACGAGCCGGAAUUCGCAUUCGACCAGUUCUUACAAAUCGGAUAAUCUCCGCCAUAACUUACUACAUUAUUUUGUUGCAUUCCUUAAUCGUGAAUUACCAAGUUCAAAGCCAGGGAAGCUGUUGAUUGGUGACGUGCCUUGGGGCGGAAAGCCGAAGACUGCUGCGGCGAACACCUGGACUUUGGUCGCUGAUGAUAGUCUCAUACCGAGUCGGGAGACAUAUGGGACGACUUUUGAUCCACAACAGUCAUACAAAACUAUGAGAAAAUACUACAGAUGCGUAGGUGCAGAGCUGGUGUCCAAAGUGUAUGAUUAUGACAAACUUGAUUCGGAAGUUCUUCCAGCAUUGAGAGAAUUGCACGACGAGCUUCAACCGGACUAUGAACACGGGGUGUGGUUCACGGAAGAGGAGCACUUGCAUGUACAUUUCGCGCUGAAAGACGAGGAAGUCAGCCUGGAGCUGGCUCAGACGUUGUGCGUACUCUACGGUUUGUUCGAGAACCAGAUCGAGACAUUCGUGCAGAGCCAUAUGCGAGAGUCAUCGUGGUGCGUGCGGCUAAGAGAGGGAAUGAGCAAGAGGAGGUUUUGGAUUGCAGAAGUACCCAGAACGGGGAACAUAGAUCUUGGCUUGGCAGCAGAAGGGAGGUACACACCCAGAGGAUUCGCCGACGCAAUCUAUGCGACCAAGUCCUUGGAAGACCUCAGGUCGCAGAUCAGCGGCUACUCUGCAGGGGAAGAGAUAAAUGGAAACAUUAUCAAACGUUUCAUGAACACGGGAGUCCGCAACUGGGUUGCUUUGAACGUCUCGAUGUCCAGACUCAACAAACCGACGACUUUUGAGUUUCGUCAACACCAUGGCGUAACACAGCCGGUAAUUAUAAAGUACUGGGUAGAGUUCUGUGGGCAUAUGGUGACAUUCGCACAUCUGCUCGUGAAGUCCGGGAUCAAACUUCAAGACCCGAAAGAAAAGGGUCCAGAUGGCAAAGAGAUGAAAUUGCCACUACUUGAAGAAUAUGUCAAGAAAGAUAUUCUGGAUGUUAUCGCAAUGUCGGACAGGGCAAAAGAGCACUUCCAGUAUCAGGCUGACCGUUACCACGAUGCUGCAAAUACAGCCAAGCGAUCUAUGGAGGAGUACAUGAUCAAGAAGAGAAUAGAGAGGAGCAAGCUAGGAGACGAUGUUGACAUAUUCAUGGAUGAUAUGAUCAUGUCUAAGCCGGAGUACACCAAAAUGGCAAAAGCCACCCUAGACCACCCACCUUUGAGGCGUGAAGUACAGAUGUCUGAUAAAGAAAAAUGGGGCGUAGAAAGCGUUGGAGGUACGAUCAAAGACAUGAUAUACGGUAAGAAACUGUAG